AUGACGGUGGGCAUCACCGGCCUGCCCAUACGAUCCUCGCCGGCACGUGGCUCUCUUCUCCUCCAAGCUGUGCAGCAGCUGGCUCAUGUUCACACUUCCCGCCCUUCAUCCUCUCCCGUCUUCGAAUCCAUGUUAGCCAGGGCCAGCGACAAGUACGAGGCCAACGGCCCUCCCCAGAGGAGCCAAUCGGCCAAGUCGUUCUUCCCUCCAAGCAGCCCUACUCAGCACAAUGGCGACAUUCGCCAGCAACUCAAGAAGCCAAAUGCUGCCGCUGUGUCGGCGAGGACCGCCCAACCUUUUCUGAAGCCUUUCGAUAGUCGAUCCACCAACAUGAACCAGCCUACAGUGACCAGACUGGCGGCCAGUGCUGCCGGAGGCUCAUUGGCAUCGCUAUACGGAGGAUCGAAUUCGUUCCAGCAGGAUCCCGACGUUAUCGAUCUGACCGAGGCGGAUGCCGUGGCCAACUCCAAAGCAGGCGUGUUCUUCUGCGAGAACGACUUUAGCGACGAUGACGAGUUGGAUCUGGACUUUAAAGCUCCUUCAGCUUUGCCGGUGCUCCCAACAGCAACUCCUUCCAAGCCCUCCAACGAUAACAUGCCCCCUCCACCGACAUCACAAGCCUCGAAACCCAUCGACUGGUCUUCGUCUCCUGUAUCUCACUUUCUGCCACCGACGCGGACCACAUCUGUGACCUCUACCACAACAAAUGGAUCUCUAAAACGCGAGUCGUCUGGCGAUAAGGAUUUGGUCGACGUCCCCGCUCUCAAGAAGGCGAAGAAGAGAGUUCUCCCUGCACAUUUCAAACAGCAAGAACCUGAGGAGGAUGAAGAGGACCAUGUUGCCAAGACUCCGGCCAACAAACGGAAGGAGUUCUGGAACCCUACUGCUAGUGCCGUCAAGGAGCAGAAGAAACAAUUCCGAAACCAGCGUCAACAAGAACAGCCUACGGCAAACAAUGAUUUGUCUAUGGACGAAGUCCAGGAAAUCACCACUUCGCAUUCCAAGGCCAAGGGCAACUUUGCCAUUUCUCUCAGUGAGGAACAGAGACACGUAUUGGAUCUCGUUGUCAACAAUAACCAGAGUGUCUUCUUCACCGGUGCUGCCGGAACAGGAAAGUCUGUGUUGAUGAGAGCCAUCAUUACUGAACUGAAGAAGAAGUAUGCCAAAGACCCUGAGCGAGUCGCCGUUACUGCCUCAACUGGACUUGCCGCGUGCAACAUUGGUGGUAUCACACUCCACAGCUUCUCAGGCAUUGGCCUUGGCAAGGAAGAUGUUCCGACUCUGGUCAAGAAGAUCCGACGGAACCAGAAGGCCAAGAAUCGUUGGUUGAGAACGAAAUGCCUGAUCAUUGAUGAAGUUUCAAUGGUAGAUGGAGAGUUGUUUGACAAGCUGUCUCAGAUUGGGAGAACGAUCCGCAACAAUGGCAGGCCAUGGGGUGGUAUCCAACUCAUCAUCACAGGUGACUUUUUUCAGCUUCCACCUGUUCCUGACGGAGGGAAGCGCGAGACAAAGUUUGCCUUUGAUGCAUCCACUUGGACAACCUCGAUUGAUCACACCAUUGGACUUACACAGGUCUUCCGACAACGAGAUCCAACGUUUGCCAAUAUGCUCAACGAGAUGCGUCUGGGCAGAAUCAGCGAAGAUACGGUACGGGCUUUCAAGUCUUUGUCAAGACCACUCAACUUCGACGAUGGCGUGGGCACUGCAGAGUUGUUUUCUACUCGAAAUGAAGUUGAGGGAUCCAACGAAAGGCGACUGAGAGAACUCCCCGGCACGGUCCGGCGGUAUGAUGCCAUGGACAUUGGCAAAGAAGAGAUUCGGGACAAGCUGUUGAUGAACAUGAUGGCGCCCAAGAGCAUUGAUCUGAAGAUCAACGCGCAGGUAAUGCUGAUCAAGAACUUGGAUGAGUCGUUGGUCAACGGUUCACUUGGCAAGGUCAUCGGAUUCUCAGAUGAAAAGACGUUCGACAUGACGUCGGUCGACGAGUUCGAUGACGAUGAUCCUAUGGCUAAGGCCCGAAGGAAGCUCCUCAAGUCAUUCAGUCGCGAAGCUGACACAAGCUCGAGCGGAGUGAAGUUCCCAGUGGUGCAGUUCAUGGCAACUAACGGCACAUCACGGGUGAUUCUCUGCCAGCCUGAAGAGUGGAAGGUCGAGCUACCAAAUGGAGAGGUGCAGGCAAAACGCACCCAACUCCCCUUGAUCCUGGCGUGGGCAUUAUCAAUUCACAAGGCGCAAGGCCAGACCCUGGAGCGAGUCAAGGUCAACCUCGGUCGUGUCUUUGAGAAGGGCCAGGCCUAUGUUGCUCUCAGUCGAGCAACAACCCAGGAGGGCCUGCAGGUGCUGGGUUUCGAAAAGUCCAAGGUCAUGGCUCACCCUCGAGUCAUCCAAUUCUACAAUCAGCUGUACAGUGCUGAGGAUGCAAUUGGGAAAAAACCACAGUCUAUCACCGACUUUGUCUCGAACCGACUCGGGGCCGCACCCCCCAAGAAGGCAGCACGCCAGGUGGUGGAGCUGGACGACGAGGAAGAGGCGAUGGCGUCGUAUGGUUAUUGA
This is a messenger RNA of Fusarium keratoplasticum, 2553 nucleotides long. RefSeq names its product ATP-dependent DNA helicase PIF1. NCBI's taxonomy places the organism in Eukaryota, Fungi, Ascomycota, Sordariomycetes, Hypocreales, Nectriaceae. The record is from RefSeq and is a predicted model, not a curated record. Gene Ontology annotation, biological process: DNA repair; telomere maintenance. Bases 1 to 2553 code for a protein of 850 amino acids. The transcript has a single exon. Gene Ontology annotation, molecular function: ATP hydrolysis activity; DNA helicase activity.